UCGUUUUGCUUUUGCGCGUGUUAAAUAAUCGAAGAAAAACUGUUACUCAGCGUUUAGGAUCGGCACCGAUCGAUCAUUCUUAUUCGUGGAUCUAUUAAAAAUGUGUUAUUCAUUUUUAAAAGACGCUCAACCUGUCGACUUUAAUUUCAUCGUAACAAACUUUUCAAUUCGCGGUUAGUGAUCGAUGAUAAAUUAAACGUUAAAAAAUAUGUAAACUUCUUCAAAAGAAAUCAAACGAGUCGACGUUUUGAUAUUGCAUUUUUCAUUACUUUCUCGUUUAAUCAGAAGUCGCAAGUGUACGUUACUUUCAACGCUUCUACGACAAUCUAAGUUCAUCAUUGAAAAAUAUAAGUGACGCAUGGAUUAAUAACAAUAAAACUUGUCUCUAAUUUAUACUAAAGAAGUUUUUUACCAAUCAAAGUUGGAAAAAGCUUUAUGUAUCCGGCAGGAGUAUGUCAAUCACACCGGAAGUUUCUUCAAGGGAUACUCUUAAUUCUAUCACUAAUUCGGAUGAUCGAAGCCGUACAGGAAGAUACGUAGCAGGUGGAGCGGCAUUAGGAGUCACAUUGCUUGCAUUACACCAUGCACUUUUACGUGGCACAUCUUCCAUAGCAGGAAUAUGCAUACCUGCUAUCAUAAUGGCAUGCUAUGUUAUUUGGGUACUUUAUUCCGCUCGUAGGGAUAGACGCAAGGCAUUAAGGAUUGCGACCGCCAUGCAACUGACGGAAGUAAUAAAUGAACCUGCCAGAUCCACUGAAGCCGUCCGUAAAAACGUCACAAACGACGUCGAUGAACCUGAUGGCAAUUUUACGGAAAAGAAUAGUCACGAAAAUCCUGUGUUUUUGAAAGAGGAUUACGUUCCAUAGAUCAAGAUUUUCUUUACACUUUCUUUUAUUUUAACCGUCACAGUUAAAUCAAUCUUAUUUUCCACCUUCCCUCGUAUUUAUUACAACUCGUUAAAGUUAUAAAUUUUUAGA
Vespa crabro (European hornet) is the source of this 977-nucleotide messenger RNA. RefSeq lists its product as uncharacterized. The transcript is spliced from 3 exons. The record is from RefSeq and is a predicted model, not a curated record. The coding region runs from base 453 to 866 and encodes 137 amino acids. Lineage: Eukaryota; Metazoa; Arthropoda; Insecta; Hymenoptera; Vespidae.